AUGUUAGAGCACUUCAAAGGGAAGAUCGCCGCCCUCCAUCCCGACAUCAUCCAAUCCCACAUCCUCAACCGCCUCGACGGCCCCACCCUCGCCUCCACCAGCUGCGCCUCCUCCCAGCUCCUCUCCCUCUCCUCCGACGACCUCCUCUGGCGCCACAUCUGCAACUCCACCUGGCCCUCCACCGCCCACCCCGCCGUCCGCGCCGCCAUCUCCUCCUUCCCCUCCGCCCACCGCUCCUUCUACUCCGACUCCUUCCCCUCCGUCUCCUCCACGCGCCGCCGCCGCGCCCCCCACGCGCCGCCGACGCAGCUACUGAUCUCCGCGGUGGACGUCUACUGCGACGACAGAUUGAUCUACUCGAAGGUGAAGGAGACCGACACCCUCUCGGGGUGGUUCCAGAGCUCCCCCUUCCGGAUCGACCUCGUCGACCCCAAGGAGGCCGUGAACGCGCCGCUCAAGUUCGACGGCGCGUGCAUGGAACUCGCGAGGGCGCGUCUGAGGGUGAGCUGGAUCCUGAUCGACGCGCGGAAGAGGCGCGCGGUCAACAUCGCGAGCGCCGCCGCGGUGGAGGCGCGGCGCCACUGGCUCACCGAGGACAUCCAGCUGCGCUACGCCACCGUCGUCGACGCCGGCGACGGGGAGCCGGUGCAGUGCGCGGCGGUGCUCACCUGCGGCGGGAAGGACGGCGGCGAGCUCCAAAUUAGAGAGAUAAGUAUGCAAAUCGAAGACAUGGAGGGGAAAAUCCUCACCGGAGCCGACAGUUUGGGGGUAAUUGACGCCGCCAUGGACGGCCGGAGAAUGAGGAAUGAGGUGAAGGCGCAGAGGGAGGCGUUCGAGAUGUUUUUGAGGAUGAAGAUACAGUCUAGAGAGAGAAAGCAGAGGAGAGAGAGGAGCUUGGACAUGGUCUGCAUAGCCGCCGGAGUUGCUAUUUUUGUCAAAAUUGGAAUGCUUUGA
Molecule: messenger RNA, 954 nt
Organism: Salvia hispanica
Lineage: Eukaryota; Viridiplantae; Streptophyta; Magnoliopsida; Lamiales; Lamiaceae
Source: RefSeq, a predicted model, not a curated record